AUGGCUGGUGUUUCGGAGGUCGAAACUAAAAUCAAUUUAGAAAUUGAUGGGAUCGAAAAUAGUAUAAUACUGUUUGCUGCAAAUCUUACUGAUUAUACAAAUCCAGCACUCAGUCAUAUGCAACGUGCGAGAGAAAAUAUGAUGGUCGGACAACCAACGAAUUUAGCAAUAUUAAAGUUUUCAGCUACUCCGAGAUGGAAUACGUUGCAAACUCGCAGUACUGCAGAUAUCGACCUAAAUCAUUGGAUUCUCCCAUUCAUUCAUGAAACAAACAUUGAUGAAAAGAUUUCGAUCGACGAAAAAGAAUUUGAUUUUACAGAAGAAUCAAAUACACAACAAAUUGAACAUCAAAUUCUUCUUACAUCAAUCUAA
Rotaria socialis is the source of this 372-nucleotide messenger RNA. NCBI's taxonomy places the organism in Eukaryota, Metazoa, Rotifera, Eurotatoria, Philodinida, Philodinidae. The record is from the annotation of a GenBank genome assembly.